UAAGUGAUAGGGGUCAGAAAAUGAGAUAAAAAAAAAGUUUUCUAAGAAGUUUAGAAAUUUUUAAAAAAUAAGUCAAACAUGGAAACUAUACAAGUUGGGUAUUGUUGUAAUUGAACCAACCAAAAGAAUUAAGAUAACAUGGUUUGACAUUGUUGUAGUUUUGCAGCAGUUCGGCUGUCAGUGCAUUUGGGGAGUUGUAGCUUUGCAUAUCAUUUUAUUGGAGGCGGAAAGUCUGGAGGAGGACAGUGGGAUCAAUAGAACAGAGGAGUCUCACGGAAAACAGGAUGACUACCUGCAUACAGCAUAUAUUAACCCCUUAACGACGAAGGACGUAUCCGCCGGCUCCCGCGAUACUCCACGGGGUCACGCGGUGUCCCCGCGUCAUAUCGGGUCCCCGCGUCAUAUCGGGUCGGUCCUGGCGGCUAUCAACGGCCGGGACACGUGGCUAGUACAGGACAUCACCGAUCGCAGUGAAGCCCUGUAUUAACCCUUCAGACGCGGCGAUCAAAGCUGACCGCCGUGUCUGAAGUGAAAGGGAAAGUAUCCCGGCUGCUCAGUCGGGCUGUUCGGGACCGCCGUGGUGAACAGCUUACAGGACAACGGGAGGGCCCUUACCUGCCUCCUCGGUGUCCGAUCGCCGAAUUACUGCUCCGUGCCUGACAUCCAGGCAGGAGCAGUCAAGCGCCGAUAACACUGAUCACAGGCGUGUUAAUACACGCCAGUGAUCUGUGUAAAAGAUCAGUGUGUGCAGUGUUAUAGGUCCCUAUGGGAGCUAUAACACUGCAAAAAAAAAGUGUUAAUAAAGGUCAUUUAACCCCUUCCCUAAUAAAAGUUUGAAUCACCCCCCUUUUCCCAUAAAAAAAUAAAACAGUGUAAAUAAAAAUAAACAUAUGUGGUAUCGCCGCAUGCGAAAAUGUCCGAACUAUAAAAAUAUAUCGUUAAUUAAACCGCACGGUCAAUGGCGUACAUGUAAAAAUAAUUCCAAAGUCCAAAAAAGCGUAUUUUUGGUCACUUUUUAUACCAUUAAAAAAUGAAUAAAAAGUGAUCAAAAGGUCCAAUCAAAACAAAAAUGGUACCGAUAAAAACUUCAGAUCACGGCGCAAAAAAUUAGCGUAUACAUUUUCCUGCAUGUAGUUAUGAUUUUUUCCAGAAGUGCGACAAAAUCAAACCUAUAUAAGUAGGGGAUCAUUUUAACCGUAUGGACCUACACAAUAAUGAUAAGGUGUCAUUUUUACCGAAAUAUGCACUGCGUAGAAACGGAAGCCCCCAAAAGUUACAAAAUGGCGUUUUUUCUUCGAUUUUGUCGCACAAUGAUUUUUUUUUCCGUUUCACCGUAGAUUUUUGGGUAAAAUGACUAAUGUCACUGCAAAGUAGAAUUGGUGACGCAAAAAAUAAGCCAUAAUAUGGAUUUUUAGGUGGAAAAUUGAAAGGGUUAUGAUUUUUAAAAGGUGAGGAGGAAAAAACGAAAGUGCAAAAACUGAAAAACCCUGCAUCCCUGCAGGGGUUAAAGAUCUGUGGGUAUAUAGCCUCUAGUACACAGCUACAAUUGUAUAUUAGUGGUGCAGCAAAAAAUAUAUAAUAAAUUUGGUCGAAAACCACAAACUUGAGAUGUACUUGUGCUGGUGAAGAAGUACAACUCCCAGCAUGUCCUGAUAGCCUUUGGAUUUCAGGGCAUGAUGGGAGUUGUAGUUUUUCAGCAGUUCAGCUGUCAGCAUGCUUUGUAGUUAUGCAACGGUUUGGCUGUCAGGGCAUGCUGGAAGUUGUAGUUCUGCAACAGCUUGGCUGUCAUGGUAUGUCUGAAAUAGAAGUUUUGCAGCAGUGUGGCUGUCUGGGCUUGCUGGUAUUUGUAGUUCUGCACAGGUUUAACUGUCAGAGCAUGAUGGGAGUUUUAUUUUUGUAGCAGCACGGCUGUCAGGGCAUGCUGGGAGUGGUAGUUUUGCAGCAGUUCGGCUGUCAGGGCAUGCUGGGAGUUGUAGUUUUCCAGCAGUUUGGCUGUCAGGGCAUGCUGAGAGUUGUAGUUUUGCAGCAGUUCGACUGUUGGGUCAUGCUGGGAGUUGUAGUUUUGCAGCACUUUGGCUGUCAUGGCAUGCUGGGAUUUGUAGUUUUGCAGCGGUUCGACUGUCGGGUCAUGCUGGGAGUUGUAGUUUUGCAGUGGUUCGACUGUCGGGUCAUGCUGGGAGUUGUAGUUUUGCAGCGGUUCGACUGUCGGGUCAUGCUGGGAGUUGUAGUUUUGCAGCGGUUCGACUGUCGGGUCAUGCUGGGAGUUGUAGUUUUGCAGCGGUUCGACUGUCGGGUCAUGCUGGGAGUUGUAGUUUUCCAGCAGUUUGGCUGUCAGGGCAUGCUGAGAGUUGUAGUUUUGCAGCAGUUCGACUGUUGGGUCAUGCUGGGAGUUGUAGUUUUGCAGCAGUUUGGCUGUCAUGGCAUGCUGGGAGUUGUAGUUUUGCAUCAGUUCGACUGUCGGGUCAUGCUGGGAGUUGUAGUUUUCCAGCAGUUUGGCUGUCGGGUCAUGCUGGGAGUUGAAGUUUUCCAGCAGUUUGGCUGUCAGGGCAUGCUGGGAGUUGUAGUUUUCCAGCAGUUUGGCUGUCAGGGCAUGCUGGGAGUUGUAGUUUUGCAUCAGUUCGACUGUCGGGUCAUGCUGGGAGUUGUAGUUUUCCAGCAGUUUGGCUGUCGGGUCAUGCUGGGAGUUGAAGUUUUCCAGCAGUUUGGCUGUCAGGGCAUGCUGGGAGUUGUAGUUUUCCAGCAGUUUGGCUGUCAGGGCAUGCUGGGAGUUGUAGUUUUCCAGCAGUUUGGCUGUCGGGUCAUGCUGGGAGUUGUAGUUUUCCAGCAGUUUGGCUGUCAGGGCAUGCUUAGAGUUGUAGUUUUCCAGCAGUUUGGCUGUCGGGUCAUGCUGGGAGUUGUAGUUUUCCAGCUGUUUGGCUGUCAGGGCAUGCUGAGAGUUGUAGUUUUGCAGCAGUUCGACUGUCGGGUCAUGCUGGGAGUUGUAGUUUUGCAGCACUUUGGCUGUCAGGGCAUGCUGGGAUUUGUAGUUUUGCAGCGGUUCGACUGUCGGGUCAUGCUGGGAGUUGUAGUUUUGCAGCGGUUCGACUGUCGGGUCAUGCUGGGAGUUGUAGUUUUGCAGCGGUUCAACUGUCGGGUCAUGCUGGGAGUUGUAGUUUUGCAGCGGUUCGACUUUCUGGUCAUGCUGGGAGUUGUAGUUUGCAGCACUUUGGCUGUCAUGGCAUGCUGGGACAUUAGAGUCCCCUACAAACGCUGCCUGAUCCCUCCCUUACAUGUGACUGAUCACAUGGUCAUGACAUCAUCAAAGGUCCUUUAGCUCAGUAGGAUUUAGCAUCUCCCACAGCUUUAUGGGCAGAGGACGCUGUGGCGGGUGCUCCGGACCCUGUAGUGGAGGAAUAUGAGGAGGUGACGCCCUCUGCUGGAUAAGAAGGACAUGGUCAAUGUAAAGUUCUGUGGACAGUAAGAUCCUUGCUGAACGUCACACCCAUACAGCAGACUCGGAGACACAGAUGACAUUGAGUUUCAUGACACAUAUUUCCAAGAGAAUUGUCCAAAAAACAGAAAAGCACAGAGUGGUUCAUGUUCUUCAUGUCAGAUACAAAAAAU
Molecule: messenger RNA, 3603 nt
Organism: Hyla sarda
Lineage: Eukaryota; Metazoa; Chordata; Amphibia; Anura; Hylidae
Exons: 2
Coding region: 1919-3313 (464 amino acids)
Source: RefSeq, a predicted model, not a curated record